AUGUCCAGUUCCAACUCCUACCCAAACGCGGAUCCGACCCGAAUACUAAACUCUCAGGAUCCAACUACCACCGCAGACCCUCAGCUUCCGCUUCGGAACCUCUCCCAGAUUCGGACCAGAAUUGAUUCUCUACAACACUUUCUAUCUCAAUCCAUCAACACCAACACUCCUCUCACCACCGAUCAAAUCGCCAUGGUCUCCACUCACAUCAUUUCCUCCAUCCACCAAAUCAUAGUCAACGGCGCCGCCCUCGUAACUUACUCCCAACAUUCCACAUCCGCCGCCGUCACAUCAGACGCGCCGUCGUAUCCGAAGCCGGAACUCUCCACCUCUGAUAAAAACAAGCAACUACUCGAUUCCAAAAUUGAAUCUCCCGAGGACGACGGCAGCGUCAAAAACGACGUGGUGGAUAGCGAAAUCGUGGAACUCGAUGCCGUGGAACUCCUCGCGGAGCACAUCCACUUCUGCGAGAUCUGCGGGAAAGGCUUCCGGCGCGACGCGAACCUCCGCAUGCACAUGCGCGCUCACGGGGACCAGUUCAAGACGCCGGAGGCGCUGGCGAGGCCGUCGGCAACCGGCACGAGGCGUCGUGCGGUGCAGUUUUCGUGUCCGUUCGAAGGCUGCAACAGGAACAAGCUCCAUCGGCGGUUCCGGCCGCUGAAGUCGGCGGUGUGCGUGAAGAACCACUUCAAGCGGAGCCACUGUCCGAAGAUGUAUUCGUGCACGCGGUGCCACAAGAAGCACUUCUCGGUGCUCUCGGAUUUGAAGAGCCACGCGAAGCACUGCGGAGAGUGCAGGUGGAAGUGCACGUGCGGGACCACGUUCUCGAGGAAGGAUAAGUUGUUCGGCCACAUUGCGCUGUUUGAGGGCCACGCGCCUGCGCUCGCCUGCGACGAAGAAGAUAAAGGGAAGCAAGUGGUGGAGGGUGAUGACGAAGAUCCAAUGAUGAUGACUGAAAGUGGAUUUGAAUUGGCUAAUUGCUUUGGGGAUGAAGAGUUGCCGGAAGGGUUUUUUGAUGAUUUUGGGUCCAUCGAUGACUACUGUUUAAGGGAAGUGCUAGGGUUUCCUAAUAAUUGA
Sphenostylis stenocarpa is the source of this 1077-nucleotide messenger RNA. The record is from the annotation of a GenBank genome assembly. Lineage: Eukaryota; Viridiplantae; Streptophyta; Magnoliopsida; Fabales; Fabaceae.